AUCACUGUUACGAUACAUGCUUGUGGAUGAGAAGGUCAUGCAUAGACAUUAUCCACAAAUUGUCCUCCUCAUACAUGUCUAAAGUGUAAGUCAUGGAUUUCAGACAGUAAUACCUGGCCCACACACUCUAAUGAACCAAAUGUCCCAGCCAGAGUCUGUGAUGAGAUGAUGAGAUAAUCUAGAACCCACCAGACAGUGUGGAGAAGGACAGCCACCACAGCCGUCAGCAAGUCCACCUAACAUGGCGUUCUUCAAGAGCUUUGGGCAGAACCUACCAUCUGUAAACAUCUCCUCCAUCUUGGAUUCAGUCAGCAGCAGAGUGGACGACCUAGCCAGUGCUGUCAGUGAUGCCACCUACAGCGUCAGUGACCAGCUGACCGAGCUCAGCGACCAGGUCAUCAAGAAGGUGCAGACGGAGGAGGAGGAGGCUGCAGAAGCGACAGAGGGGGCCCAGGACAGCAAGGAAGGAAAGGCCCAGGAAGGGAUAGCAGACUCAUUCAGGAGCAAAAUAAAGAGGCAGGCUUCUGAGGCCUGCUCAAGCUUGGCAGACUACAGCUCCAACCUCAGCCAAUCCAAUGACUCGAAGAAUAACCAAUCGAGUGACGUGACAGCAGAGGACUAUGUUCCAGCCCAAUUGGAAUGGGUGUGGAAAGAUGGAGGCUGGCGAGUGGUAAAACCAGGGGAGAGUUCUGCAGAGGACAAGGAAAAGGAGGAGAAAAGGAAGGAGGAGGAAAAGACGAAGAAAGAGGAGAAGGAGAAGAGAAAGGCAGAGAAAGACAAGAAGAAGGAGGAGAGGCUGAAACAGGAGGAAGAGAAGAAAAAUAGCCAUCAAGAGACCAUUGAGGAAGAGCCUGAAGAUAAAGAAACCAGCUCAUUGCCGAAAGAGACCCACACUGCUAGUCAGAACAAAGAGUGCCAGAAAGAGGACAAAUCCAAUGGGAUCCACCAGAGUGACGACCAUAGUGAUCCACCACAAUCUCUUUGCCCUGAGGAAGAGUCGAGAGCAUCCCAAAAGAAAAACAAGGAGAAAGCUGAAGAGGAGGAAGAGAAUGAGAUGAGUCCCGAGGGAGAUGGAGAGACUGAACCUGCUAUGUCUCCCGCUUCUAAGAAAAAUAAGAAAAAGAGUGACAAGAAGAAAGAGAAAGUGAAAGGGAAGAAAGAGAGCAAGAAGACGAAUAAAGAGGAUAAAGAGCAGAGCUGCCCAGAGCGUGGCUCUGAGGAGGACAGUGAAGAGGACAGACCAGGGGGACACUCUGAACCCUCAGCCCAGCAUAGAGCCUCAGUCUGGGACAACCGACACAAACACACCAGUGACCACAGCAGUGAGGCCUCCGCCGGACAAGCCAACAGCAUCCAGCGGAUGAGACGAGGCUCUCCUCUCAACGAGCUCCAGCCACCCCCGUAUCAGGACGAGAAUAGUCCGGUCCGGGUGUCUCGCUCACGUUCUGGGGUGGGGGGUCUGGGGGAGUCGUCCCCAGACGUUAAUGGUACACAGCGCUCCAGUGAGGCCAGCGUUGACCCGGACACUGAGAGUUACCUCAACAAGGGCUAUGAUGAGGAUGUACCUAGUGACAGCACUGCCGUCCUGGGACCAGAGGAUGGUUCAACCUCCCAUCUUCACGUAGGCUAUGAGCCGGAGCCGCUGGCCAAGUACGGCACACUGGACGUGGCCUUCGAGUACGACUCGGGCGAGCAACGCCUUGCCGUCACUGUCACCGCAGCAACCGACAUCCCCGCACUCAAACAGACAGGGAACAUUGCGUGGCAGGUGCACCUGGUGCUGCUGCCCACUAAGAAGCAACGGGCCAAGACGGGGGUGCAGAGGGGGCCGUGUCCCAUGUUCACAGAGACCUUCCGCUUCACCCGGGUGGAGCAGGGGGCGCUGGCGGACCACGCCGUCAGGUUCCGUCUCUACAGCGUUAGGAGGAUGAAGAAGGAGAAGGUGCUGGGAGAGAAGGUGUUCUACUUGACCAAACUCAACCUGCAGGGCAAGAUGGCGCUGCCCGUUACACUGGAGCCUGGCACAGGACUAACGGGCUGUGGAUCGUUGGUGAGUGUGUCUCGCAGCGUGGCAGCUUUGUCCUACCGCUCUACAUGGGACUCCACACCAGAGAUCCUGCUGGGCCUCAUCUAUAACUCCACCACUGGCAGGCUCUCUGCAGAGGUCAUCCAGGGCAGACAGUUCAACAACACAGCCUCAGACAAACCUCCCAACACCUAUGUGAAGCUGACUAUGCUGGACUCCAAGGGCAAGGAGAUGUCCAAGUGCAAGACGUCGGUGUGCCGCGGUCAGCCCAACCCCACCUACAAGGAGACCUUUGUCUUUCAGGUGGCCCUCUUCCAGCUCUCCGAGGUUUCCCUGGUGGUGUCGGUGUACAGCCGAAGGAGCAGCAUGAAGGCCAGGGAGAAGGUGGGCUGGCUGUCCCUGGGGCUCAACAGCACUGGAGAGGAGCAGCAGGCACACUGGAGCCAGAUGAAGGAGGCCGAGGGACAGCAGGUGUGCCAUUGGCACACGCUCUUGGAAUCUUGAACAGGUCUUGAUGAGAAUCACCAGAUUUGAUCUUGUUAACAAAGAAUAAUCUGUAUAAAUAUAUGUGAAAUGAAAUGGUUAAAUAGGAGGAGGAAUACGUUGGAGGAAGAGGAAGAUUGCGGGGUAUGUUGACCUCAGUGUCUCGAGAGAGAAUGGGUUCCAUGACCUUCAUUCAGAGAAGCAGACGAGGAGCUGUGAGGAACCAUCCACCUAUACUAUGGUGUGGGAUGUGUGUGAGGGUGCAGCACUUUGAGAAGCACGUGGAUUCCACUUGGAGUCUCCCGUUCACUGACAGCUGCUUUACUACUCUUUCAUCUGUAAACCAGCCACUUAAUCUGAGACAGACGGCUCUGGUUGACAGACUGGUCUGGUGCUAAACUCCCAGCUCCAGUCAUGGUCGAUGGGAUCAUCAAAUUAGACUCAUCUUUGUAAUAACCUCAAAGGUGAAAUGGACACCUCUGGCCAUGAAAUGGACACCUCUGGCCAUGAAAUGGACACCUCUGGCCAUGAAAUGGACACCGCUGGUCAUGAAAUGGACCAUUCAGUCUCAGAUUGAGAACAAUUUUGUCAUUAAUUUCCCAGAUUCUGGUCCACAAUAGUAUAUCUUCAUGUAAUUGUUUACAGAAGAUGAUCAAAAUACGACCAUACAUACAGUAUCUCCUACAAUGGACCAUGUUCAUCCCCUGAACCGAAGACCAAAGAGUGUGGAGAAGAACAACGACUUCAACAACCGUUCUUCCGGGGUUGUACUGAAUGACUAGAAGGGACAAAGCCCCUCAGACAUGGCAAUUUGACUGGAACAACUCACGGGUUCACUCAAUAUGGCUGACAAUUCUACGGUACUGUCCUCAAAUGACACCAGCAUAUCAGACAUUUCUCAUCUGAAGCUCACAGCCAUCGACAACGAGGAUGAUGCAAUGGAAUAGUGUUACCAUGACUGUUAGAGCCAGCUGGGCCUGUCACAGUCUGCAACAACUACAGUGCCUAGAUAAAGUCUACAACCCCUUUGGAUUUCUUAAACUGUUAUUGUGUCACAAAGUGGUAUUAAAAUGGAUUUUAUUCCAUUUUUUUGGUCAACGAUCUACACAAAAUACGAUGAAAUGUCAAAAUGUAUUUUUAUUUUUUAAGAUUAAUGGGGGAAAAAAGUGCAAUACUUGACUAUUGACUUCUAUAUAUUGUGCUGUAUGUAUGGGGGACAGAGGAAGGGGUAGUCAUUAACAAAUAAUGUCAACUACUAUUAUUUCACACAGUGAGUCCAUAUAACUUAUGUGAUUUGUUAAGCCACAGUUUACUUCUGAACUAAUUUAAGCUUGCUUAAACAAAGUGGGUGAAUACCUAUGCAACAACUGUAUUUUUGUUAUUUAAUUUGUAAAAAUGUGUAGAAUCUUCUUUUAAUUUUGACAUUAUGGAGUAUUUUUCAAUCCCACUUUGUAAUGCAACAAAAUGUGGAAAAAAGUUCAAGGGGGUUUAGACUUUCUAUAGGCACUGUAUGCUAAUGAGCAAUGCUUAUUUAUUCACUGUUUACAUUCUCGUUACAUUAUGCAAUAUCCAUUUGACAAAUUCAUUUUUCGUCUUAUUUUAGGGGUUUCUUUUUACGGCUGUUUCAUCUCCCGAUGCAUUGUUUGUUACACGUCUUUUUGUUGUGGUCGUCUGAAUCAUCAUUUGAGAAUAGAAAAACAGUAUUAGUUU
Molecule: messenger RNA, 4219 nt
Organism: Oncorhynchus nerka (sockeye salmon)
Lineage: Eukaryota; Metazoa; Chordata; Actinopteri; Salmoniformes; Salmonidae
Product: synaptotagmin-14-like
Exons: 8
Coding region: 242-2530 (762 amino acids)
Molecular function (GO): phospholipid binding
Source: RefSeq, a predicted model, not a curated record